CUGAAGGGGGAGGAGGGAGGGAGGAAAAGAGGAGGAGGCGGAGGAGAACUGAGCGGAGCAUCGAGCCAGAGGGGAGAUGAGUUUGUCUGUCCUCGGCUAAGGCUCCGGCCCGGCCUGGAGAACUGGGAGCUCGGGUUGGAGCGACACCCGUGGAAGUGGGAGGAGGUGGCUCUGGGACUUUAACCCCUUGUGGGCUCUGCGGCAGGGGAUUUAACCCUUUGUGGAUUCGGCCCCUCGGAGGCAGCGUCAUCGGUAGUUUUAACCCCUUCGGGGCUGGGUUUAACCCAUUGGACUUAAACCUCAUCUCCUUGCCCACCAACUCCUCCAUCGUGGGAGCGCUCGGCGGGGAGGCGUGAAGCCCACCCCUCUGAACAUUACGUACUGUGCCUGCGGCUGCACCCCCUUGGACCUGCUAGUUGGCCACGCUUGUGAGCACUUAACCCUUCAUUGACUUAAUUCCAAGUUGCGAUUGGAGUUUGCUGACAAGACGGACAAGAAGCGUCACUGCAGAAAUUACCGGCCGAAGAGGACUUUGUUGGACAUUUUCUGAAAAGAAAAAAAGCCUUUUUUUCCUUAAGCCAAAAUUUCUCAAACUUCCAGAAAAGGACUCUACUAAGCCAUGGCCGAGCCACUCUUGUCAGAACAUCAACAUCAGCCUCAAACUAGCAACUGUACAGGUGCUGCUGUUGUCCAUGAGGAGCAGAACUCUGAGCGCCCCCCAGGUGCAGAGGAACGGGUGCCCAAGGAGGACAGUAGGUGGCAAUCGAGAGCGUCCCCGCAGUUGGGUGGCUGUCCGGGCCAGGAGGGAGAAGGAGGCCUGAAGCUCCAGCCGCUCCCCUUGCAGACCAAUGACUGUACAGAAUCGAGCUGCCUGGAAAUGGGCGAGAAGGGCCAGAAUGGGGAGGACUUAUCUACUGGCGGUGCCUCCCCGUCGGUGGAGGGGGAGCCCAUGUCAGAUUCCCUUGUCCUGCCAGGUCAAGACUCGGAGGCCACCAAGUUGGGGGCUCCUGCUGCUGGAGGCGAGGAGGCAUGGGGACAGCAGAGACAGUUGGGCAAGAAAAAACAUCGGAGACGCCCGUCCAAGAAGAAGCGGCAUUGGAAGCCCUACUACAAGCUGACUUGGGAGGAGAAGAAAAAGUUCGACGAGAAGCAGAGUCUGCGAGCUUCGCGGGUUCGAGCCGAGAUGUUUGCCAAGGGCCAGCCGGUCGCGCCCUAUAACACCACGCAGUUCCUCAUGGAUGACCACGAUCAGGAGGAGCCUGACCUCAAAACCGGCCUCUACCCCAAGCGAGCAGCCGCCAAAUCCGACGACACCAGCGAUGAGGACUUUGUGGAAGAAGCUGGUGAGGAGGAUGGGGGCAGCGAUGGCAUGGGAGGGGAUGGCAGCGAGUUUCUGCAGCGGGACUUCUCGGAGACAUACGAACGGUACCAUGCAGAGAGCCUGCAGAACAUGAGCAAGCAGGAGCUCAUCAAAGAGUACCUGGAGCUGGAGAAGUGCCUCUCGCGCAAGGAGGACGAAAAUAACCGGCUGCGGCUGGAAAGCAAGCGGCUGGGCGGCGUCGACGCGCGAGUGCGGGAGCUGGAGUUGGAGCUGGACCGGCUGCGCGCCGAGAACCUCCAGCUGCUGACAGAGAACGAACUGCACCGGCAGCAGGAGCGAGCGCCGCUUUCCAAGUUCGGCGACUAGACAGAAAACUUUUGGGGGGAGGGGGCAAAAGGGGACUUUUUACAGUGCUGGAAUGUAACAUUAUAUACAUGUGUAUAUAAGACAGCGGACCUUUUUAUGACACAUAAUCAGAAGAGAAAAAUCCCCCUGGCUUUGGUUUGGUAAAUUUAGCUAUGAUGUUGCUUGUGUGCUUUCUCCUGUUCUUUAAUUAUGUGAAACUGAAGGGUUGCUUUUCUUGUUUUCCUCCUUAGAUGUUGUUUCUUAAUGUGCAAGUAAUUUGACCAAAUUAUAAUGCAUUUUUCUGUUUUUAAAAAAAAUCCCCUCCUUAAGCGGAGCUAUGAGGUGGCCAAAUCUGAGACCCAUUACAUUCAUUCUAGUUAUAAUAAAUUUAAUGUUUGUAAAUGUAA
Molecule: messenger RNA, 2073 nt
Organism: Phodopus roborovskii (desert hamster)
Lineage: Eukaryota; Metazoa; Chordata; Mammalia; Rodentia; Cricetidae
Gene: Hexim1
Product: HEXIM P-TEFb complex subunit 1
Exons: 1
Coding region: 620-1687 (355 amino acids)
Biological process (GO): negative regulation of cyclin-dependent protein serine/threonine kinase activity; negative regulation of transcription by RNA polymerase II
Cellular component (GO): nucleus; cytoplasm; nucleoplasm
Molecular function (GO): cyclin-dependent protein serine/threonine kinase inhibitor activity; 7SK snRNA binding
Source: RefSeq, a predicted model, not a curated record